AUGGCACAGAUAAACGCAACCCAACUGCUCGAGAUGCUCGCAUUCCCUUGGCACCCAUUUCAGGCUCUGUUCCUUGAUAAACUUGGACGUGAUAUGAAUGCCAUUAUGGGACUCUUCUUCCUGUUCAUUGUAUCUGGAUACUAUGGGCGGGUUUUCAACUUCAUCGAGAAGCACUUUUGGUCUUCUGUCUCGGUCGACCAGGGUGACGAUUUGUAUGAUCAAGUCAUGUCGUGGAUCUCAGAGCAAAAGCCAGAGAAACACUCGAAGACACUGUCAGUUAGGACGGUUUUGGGAAAAGACUGGAAUCUAGACAUUGGGCCAGAAGAGGAACAUCGGCAUUUACGCAUGCCAGCUAUUCAAGUCACCCCAGCUAUUGGAAGCACCUUCUAUCUCCGUCACAAAGGUCACCGCAUCUCUUUUAGACGCGAUACUAUCGCAGGCAAGGGGGAUGGAAUGAAAGCUGCUGCUGAAAAAGAAGUCAUCACGCUCCGAUGCUUCAGUACGUCUCCUCAGCCAUGCAGAGAUCUAAUUGACCACAUUCGACUUGUUCACUACACUCAGUGUGCUACUAUGACCACGACCACGAUUCGCAAGCCAUCGGAGUUUUACAAUCGACGUCUUUCGACCUGGACCAAUUCUGGACAGAAGGAGUGCAUUAUAAAGGACAUGGAAGACUAUUUGAAUAGUUCGGAUAUGUAUACAGCUUCAGGGGUGCCAUACCGCCGUGGUUAUUUGUUCCAUGGCCCUCCUGGAACGGGCAAAACAUCCUUCGCAAGUGCAUUAGCAGGCCAUCUCAAAGCUGAUAUCCAUAAGGUCAAUUUGAACAGCUCCGAGGUAGAUGAUGAACUGCUUAUAGACCUGGUGGCAAAUCUGCGAAAAGGCUCCAUCUUAUUGAUAGAGGAUAUCGAUUCAGCUGGCCUCACUCGCGACGACACGCCCGACAGCAAUGACAAUUUCAAGUCCAGAAUCACUCUUGCGGGGUUUCUGAACGCCAUCGAUGGUAUUGCAUCAUCCCAAGGGCAUAUCCUUAUUAUGACCACCAACUGUCGCUCCAAACUAGAUGACGCAAUUCUGAGACCCGGCCGCGUGGACAUAGAGGAAUACUUUGGCAAUGCCAGUAAGGAUACUGCUAAAAACAUGUUCAUUCGCAUGUGCUCGUCGCUCACUGCCAAAACGCCUGCCAAUACGCUGCACCCUGCCAAAUCGAUAGAGGAGGUGAGAGAUCUCGCAAUGAAAUUCGCGGAACAUAUCGAUGAUAAGAAAUUUAGCCCUGCUCAGAUUCAAGGAUUUCUCUUACAGAGACGUGACCCUGAGAAGGCUUGCGCAGAUAUUUCAGACUGGGUGAAAGCAGAGAACGCCAAGUUAGAGAAUAUGGUGGGAGAACCAUCGGCUGAGGGGCUAUCGGACAAUCAAAUCCAGGUUAGCCGCAGGUUUGGUAUGGCAACCUCAGGAGGGCUCUUCUCGUGGGGUACGUAG
Pseudogymnoascus destructans is the source of this 1476-nucleotide messenger RNA. RefSeq lists its product as uncharacterized. The coding region runs from base 1 to 1476 and encodes 491 amino acids. Gene Ontology annotation, cellular component: mitochondrial inner membrane. Gene Ontology annotation, biological process: mitochondrial respiratory chain complex III assembly; protein insertion into mitochondrial inner membrane from matrix. The transcript has a single exon. The record is from RefSeq and is a predicted model, not a curated record. NCBI's taxonomy places the organism in Eukaryota, Fungi, Ascomycota, Leotiomycetes, Thelebolales, Thelebolaceae. Gene Ontology annotation, molecular function: ATP hydrolysis activity; ATP binding.